Molecule: messenger RNA, 1019 nt
Organism: Musa acuminata subsp. malaccensis (wild Malaysian banana)
Lineage: Eukaryota; Viridiplantae; Streptophyta; Magnoliopsida; Zingiberales; Musaceae
Biological process (GO): ubiquitin-dependent protein catabolic process
Cellular component (GO): endoplasmic reticulum
Molecular function (GO): ubiquitin-like protein conjugating enzyme binding; ubiquitin protein ligase activity; metal ion binding
Source: RefSeq, a predicted model, not a curated record
GCGAGAAUCGGAGUCGCCGCAAGAAGAUCCGAAAGCGGCGCGGCGCCGAGUAAUGGCGAGGAGCACAUCUGGAUUCGCCGUCGUUCGCUGGCACGCCGAUUCCUUCGGCUACAAAUUUCCCGACGGGAGGGAGGCAGCGGCGUUUUCCAUCGUUGCAGAUGCAUGCGCCUCCACUCCAACCCCGCCGCCUCGUUCCAAUCUUCCCUUGACCGAUCGAGAGCAUCACCCAUGGCCGGUGGAUUUAGGCAGUCGGAGUCGGCUAAUAGAGACCCUCAAAAUUCUUCUUUUGGUGAGAGCAGCGGCAACAGUGAGCCCUGCAACUUCGAGUGCAACAUCUGCUUCGAGUUGGCGCGAGAUCCGGUCGUCACGCGCUGCGGUCACCUCUUCUGCUGGCCCUGCCUUUACAGAUGGCUUCAUGGCCAUUCUCACUCUUCCGAAUGCCCUGUCUGCAAGGCCAUUGUCGAAGAAAAGAUGUUAAUCCCCCUCUACGGCAGAGGAGACAACUCCAUAGACCCAAGGUCUAAGUCGGUGCCGGAUAUGAACAUUCCUCAACGUCCGGCAGGGCAGCGGCCAGCCUCUGCCCCACAGCCCGAUCCCAACCAGUUCCAGUACACAAACCCAUGGUUUAUGGGUGGUGCCCCCAUGGCGAGCACCAGAUUCGGGAGCUUGACGUUCUCUGCUGCUAUCGCUGGACUGUUCCCUCUGCUCAGCUUUCAUGUUCAUGGAUUUCCAGAUUCGACUGCUUAUGGUCCAGUUGCUGCUACUCCAUAUUACAAUGGGUUCCAUGGUGGGCAUGUUCAUGGGUUCCCGAGACAGGCGCACCAUGGACAGCAGGCUGAUGUCUAUCUGAAGGCAUUGCUGUUUCUAGUUGGUGCUUUGGUAAUCGUUAGUCUUGUUUGGUUUUAGGCCAUCCUGUUGUUUGGUGGUCUGCUGCCAUUAUUCACAAUAGAAGCAUUUGCCACAUUUGAAUUUUUUGGUCCUCAGUUGUAGAUGUACCAUGCUAAUUGAUUGUUUCUAAU